Molecule: messenger RNA, 882 nt
Organism: Ambispora gerdemannii
Lineage: Eukaryota; Fungi; Glomeromycota; Glomeromycetes; Archaeosporales; Ambisporaceae
Source: the annotation of a GenBank genome assembly
CUGAUAUCUUUCAUCAUGAUGUUAAAAGCGCGAAUAUAUUGAUAGACAAAGAUUUAAAUGUGAAGCUUAGCAAUUUUGAUUUGGCACGCUUCUCUGACGAAUUAACAACAUCAUUAUCGGGGCAAAUGAAGAGUAUUAGAUGGACUGCACCCGAAAAAUUAAAUGCAACUUAUGUUGCUUAUUCCAGAGAAAUGGAUGUAUAUAGUUUUGCAAUAGUAAUGUGGGAAAUUGCAGCAAGAAAAGAGCCAUUUUAUCAAAUUUCCGAUAAUAUUGAAGUUUCCGAGAAGAUUAAAAAAGGUGACCGUCCAUCACCAAACCCGAACGAUAUUAUGCCAGAAUACCAAAGGAUAAUGGAAUUGGGUUGGGCUCAAUCGUUCCGUUUUCGCCCUACGAUGCAACAGAUAAUUCAUGAAUUGCAUAUGCUUUAUAAACCCGUUAAAACCAAAUAUGAAAAAAUAAAGCAAAUCAAGUCUGAAAAAUCAUAUACUCUGCCACCGUGGAAAGAUGUCACUACGGCUAUUAAUAAGAAGAACUACGAAGAGGCGAUAGAAGGAUUAGAGCUAUACGUUAAAAGUGAUACUAAAGAAGCAUAUUUAGCCAGAUAUUAUGCUGGCAAACUGCUAUACGAAGGUCAUGAUAGUGUGCCCCCAGAUGAAUUCCAGGCUAUGGUUUACUUACGUGAAGCAGCAGACCAUUUACCAGCGAGUAAUUUUACUCCCCUGGCUCAAUAUUUAUAUGCACAUAUAUGUCUAAAUGGUACACAUUAUGAUCAGGACAAUGGUAUUAGGUAUUUGAGAAUGGCCGUACGAGCAUCCGAGAAGAACGCUUUAUUUUUGUAUGGUAAUAUUCUGUUUAACGGUGAACAUGGAGAGCAGAUUAAUA